UGUAGUUGAACAAGAAAGCUUGCUAGCAGGUAGGCACGGUGUGUGGAGGGGGUGUACAAGCAGUGGGAGAAUAGAGCAUUCAAUAUGCAAUAACAUGACAAGGUCCAUGAUUGCGAAUCUAAAUGAAUGUAAAAUAUAGAGUAUAGUGCAGAGCCAGUGUAAAGUGGCAGUUUAAAGUGUGGCAGUGUGAAGACUGAAAUAUGAAACGUAAAAGUGACAGUGCAGUACUGUCAGCCACAUCAAAGUUGACUAGCUGGUCGUCGGGAUAUGUCAUUGUAUGUGAACAAAUUCACACGUACAUUAAUUACAUACAUUAAUAACAGGUCAAAUGUCUAAAAAUACUCUUCAAACAAUUUCACACAUACUACAAAAAAACCCAAACCAAACCAAAACAAACAAACAAAAAUAAACCGCUGCCAAACUAGCGCUCUUAAAUCACCGAUGGGACUUCUUUUUUUCCAUUCUCCUCUUCUUCCGGUUGAUGACGCAAGCGUGUUCUGAGCAUGCCUACAAAGGUCGAACGUAAACAAAGAGCCGGAGCAGCCCCGCGCUAACCGACCGACCUGCCAGCGACUCCGUGUUCACCGUCAGAUCUGCCAUGGAGAACGUGUUGUCGUGCCGAGCCAGCGUCUACUUGGACCAGGGCGGCAGGAAAUACAUGGAGGACUUCGUUCGCCUGAGACGGGACGACGAGCCGAGCGAGGAUGAGUUGAAUGCUGCCGAACAUGGCGAGACGGAAGUAGAGAUCGGGAACGGUGAACUUGAAAACGUGCCCGCGGAACCGGGGGCUCCGGCGACUCCGGUAACGGCGGCCGAGGGACCGCGGUUGACCGAGAACGACGGGCGUCGCUCCGCGGAGUCGAGACACACCGGUCCCCCCCGCGCUGUCGCCUUCUACGCGGUGUUCGACGGCCACGGCGGGCCGGACGCGGCGUGCUACGCUCGGGAGCAUUUGUGGGAUCUUAUCAAGAAGCAGCGAGGCUUCUGGUCCCGAGACGACGAGGAGGUGUGCACGGCUAUACGCAAGGGCUUCAUCGCUUGCCACCAUGCCAUGUGGAAGAAACUGCCGGAGUGGCCGAGGACAGCCACUGGCCUUCCCAGCACGUCCGGAACGACUGCAAGUAUUGCUGUGAUUCGACGUGAUCGUUUGUACGUGGCCCACGUUGGGGACUCGGCCGUGGUCCUGGGGGUACAGGACGGUCCCUCUGAAGACACCCUUCGAGCUGAGGAAGUAACACAGGAUCAUAAGCCUGAACUUCCCAAAGAGAGGAAGAGGAUCGAGGCACUGGGAGGCAGUGUAAUAAAAAAGUCUGGGGUAAACAGAGUUGUUUGGAAAAGGCCCAGACUAACUCACAAUGGACCAGUCAGAAGGAGCACUGUCAUAGACCAGAUCCCCUUUCUUGCAGUAGCUCGAGCCCUAGGGGAUCUGUGGAGUUAUGACUUCUACAGCGGGGAGUUUGUCGUUUCACCCGAGCCUGACACCGCUGUCAUCAAGCUAGAUCUGAAGCGGCACCGUUACAUCAUCCUGGGCAGCGAUGGCCUGUGGAACAUGGUUUCGCCCCAAGAGGCAGUGACCAUUUGUCAGGAUACUGAUCGGGCCAAGGCUAGGUGCCAAAGGACUAAGGCAAACGUUUGUAGUGCCCAUGAGCUGGUGAACAGUGCCCUGCAACGAUGGAAUCAGCGCAUGCUUCGUGCAGACAACACCAGUGCUAUAGUCAUUUGCUUGGAGCCAGUGGGGACAUUUUCUGAGCCCUUGUCUCCACAUGAGGUCAUCUAUAACCUAGAAGGAGCAAAGUGUUCCUCUGUUGCUGGAUCUCCUUCCAAGAGUACAGAUGUCCAGGUCCCAGAGACAGCCGUUUCCUCUUCUUCCUGCGAAGUAGAACCAACCCUGGGCCAGCAAAGAACAGAGAAUGGAACACGCAGUUGUACAUUAUCUGGAUUUCCUCUCACAAGCCCUCGCUUCCUUCGUCGAGAUCUUGGUAAUAAUUGCAGCAGUAAUGACCCGGUAUCUGCAGGCAAACGGAUGCUGGAGGAUCUCUCUGUCCCCGCAGGCAAGAGGCCUCGCCGUAGCAUUCCGCAGAGCCCACACAGCCACGCCUCCCCGUGCACGUCGCGACGGCGGUACGGCGAGCGGGCUGCACUGAGACGCGGUGGCAAAGGUCGGAAGCAGCCUGACGACGUCCGGGGUCUGCUUAAGGAGCACGGAAAUCCUACCGUGUGUGUUUGUUGACAUUCCUGUCCGCUCCUGUACUCUCACAGUCCUGUUGGGCGGUUGCGUUCAAACUCCGAUUACACUUCAAAUAAGCUACUGAAAAGCCAGGCUUUAAAGCUACUUGCUUAGGGGGAGGGAAAAAAAAAAACAGUGGUUCAAUUUUAAGAAAAGCGCGGAUACGAUAUAGUGUACUGCUGUCCAUUUAGCAUAUUGUGACACAUUUAUUGUGUUCAUGCUUUUGUCGUGUGAAGCUGUAGUGGAACUGUUAGACGCUCAAGCAUUCUGUCACUUGUCACAUUACCUACAAUGUUUUUUGUAUUUUGUAAUCUUGUAAUGCCACAGUCUAAUCAAGUACCCAUUAUGGGCCUUCUACUUAUCUGGGGUUCGUACACUUUAUGUUGAAUUCCAGACGUCUUCCAUUCAUCAUGGUGGAAGGAUUGUGAGAAAAUUCAACAAAUGACUGCAUAUCUUCUGAGAAGAUAUCACUCCUUGCAGCUGACUUGUACAUAUUCCAAAGAGCAAUUUUUAAGAACCAAUUACUUUGAGGAAUUCAAUAAUCUAUGUAUUUUUAUACACUUUGUUUUAAAGAAGGUAGACAGUUUCAUAUAGGAUUGAAUCUUAACCUCCUAUUACUAUAUAUGAUCUUACCUCAGCAUACAAGCAAGAGAUGUAUACACCUCUGGGUUUUUGUUUUUAAAAUGCAUACUAAUAUCCUGUAUAUCUCAUUUACAUAUUAAUAUUUGUUUGUUGGGUUUAUGUUUUAAAGUUGUUUUCUUAAUUGUGAGACUUUGUGUGAAACUUAAGGUGCUGCUAUGCUUAACUGGGUAAAAUAAAAACAAACGUGAUAAACAUUAAAA
Messenger RNA from Electrophorus electricus (electric eel), 3069 nucleotides. It is a transcript of the gene ppm1da, whose product is annotated as protein phosphatase, Mg2+/Mn2+ dependent, 1Da. Gene Ontology annotation, molecular function: cation binding; protein serine/threonine phosphatase activity. Gene Ontology annotation, biological process: protein dephosphorylation. The record is from RefSeq and is a predicted model, not a curated record. NCBI's taxonomy places the organism in Eukaryota, Metazoa, Chordata, Actinopteri, Gymnotiformes, Gymnotidae.